GUGCUUCGUGUGCUCGUAACUCGUAUUUAGGGUCAUUUUGGCGUGCACGUGAACGCUGCAUCAGACCUCUGUCGUGGCUCGUGCCCGCGCUCGCGCUCCCGCGUCGUCUGUGAUAGCGUGUUCAAUAAGAACAAGAAGAAGAAGGAGAAGAAGACCGCUAGUUUAGUGUUUCCCCUGAAGGUUGCACGGGCAGGCGGGGCGUUCCAGAGCAGGACGUGAGAGAAACGCGGAAAAGCUGCUGCUGAUUUUUCGGCGCCCCGACUGGACCUCAUCCACACACCCACACACAGGCCGCUGUUGAGGAAUGGAAGCCGAUCAGAAUCAGGAAGCACCGGAGGCUGUUGCUCAGACCUAUGUGGCAGAGACAGACGUGCCCACUCCUGAGGAGGUGAAUGAGACAUACUCUGCUCAGGACCCUCCAGAGCCAGAGAAGCCAGCAGUGGAAGAUUCUAAACCAGAGAUGGAGUCCACAGAACAAGCACCUGAGGUGGAGUCUGCCAAAGAGAAUGCAUCCUCAGAGGCAGCUGCAGUGCUGGAGAAAUUGCCUGAGAAGGAGGAAGUAGCAGAGGAAAUCUCAGAGAAAGCUGUCGAGGUGGAAAAAUCUGCUGAGACACCAACCGAGGUUGAGAAAAAGCCAGAGAUUGAAGUGGUGGAGCAGCAAAUUGCUGAACCUGCAGAGCCAGAGAAGAAAGCAGAACCUGAAAAAGAUGGGAAAACGGAGCCUUCUGCUGCGAAUGAAGCUGCAACAUCCGAAUUGGAAAACGAGUCAGAGAAAGCAGAAGCCAAACCAACUGAGGCAGAGCAGGAAGAGCCUGCCGAAGCUCAAGUGGUUCAAGAUGAACCUCCAAAAGAGGUGGUGGCACAACCAAAAGAACCAGCACUCCCCAUGUUCUAUGGCUGGUUCCUGCUCUCUGAAGUUGAAGAGAAGAUAAAAUGUUCCACCAUGGAGUUCCUGAAGACGCUGGACACUCUGGAGGCCUUCAAGAAACAGAUCAGUGAAUUUACUGGGGACGCAGACAAGGAGGUGGAUCUGGAGCAGUACUUCCAGACCAAAAUUCCACUCCACUGCACUACUCAGUUCUGUGACUAUGGAAAGGCAGAGGGUGCAAAAGAAUAUGCUGAACUGCAGGUGGUUAAAAAUUCCAUUGACACACAAACGGAGCUAUCUGUUGUUGGUCUCAUUGUGACUCCUCGCACUUUCGGUGCCCGUGUGUCAUUGACCCCUGAGCAGCUGUCGCUGUGGCCAACUGGAGCUGAUAAAGUGGGUAUUCCUCAAGCAGACCUUGCCGGUGUCGAGACUCUCCCAGUGGGCAGCCGUGCUCAUGUGACCCUGGGCUGUGCAGCAGGUGUGGAGGCUGUUCAAACCGGUAUAGACCUGCUUGAGAUCCUGAUCCUCCAGCAAGGAGAAGAGAAGGCAGCCACCGAGGAGGAGCUGGAGCUGGGCACCCUCUCAUACUUGGGCAAGGGUCGCUGGUACCUGGCGCUGAGGGAGGCAGUGACAUGCGAUGCCACCUUCUCAAGCUUCUCUGAAGAGCUUCGUCCCACUGAACCAGCCAAGAAGGAGGGUGGGGAGAAAAAGAAGAAGCCAAAGUGCUCAAUUCUGUGAGGAGAUGGAGAGAGAUGCUGAGGGGUUGAUGGUGUUCUAGGGCUGAGACUGAUUUUGUGUAUGUGUGGUUUGUGUGUGAAUGUUUUUUCAGCGUUAGGGCUGAGCGUGGGCAAUUGGUACGUACUACACCAACUUACCAUUCCAAAGCGACCUCUCUUAGCAGGUGCCUUUUUCCUUUUCGCUUGGCAGCACAAGCACCAAGGCCUUAGAAAUCUGCCUUACUGUCAAGAAUCACAGUGCUGUAACUUGUAGUUCAUUCUGCGCUAGGUGCUCGCUCAAUUGGCAUUAUUCCUGUUUCCUCCUGCACUGCAGCAUUUGGUCUUCCCUGCACUUAAUGUAAUGGAUUGCUUAUCUAAAUGUAUUGAUCUAUUCGGGUGUAUGAGCAGCAGUCCAAGUUCCUGUUUUUCAAGCAGAUCGAUAAUUUGAUACCUCUAUGUAUUUAGAAAUUAGGCGGUCUGUAAUUGACAAAUGAAUGAAUUGUUAGGUCUGGUACAGUGUGUGACAGUUGGCCUUGAUGUGGUGUGUUUGUAGUAUGUCAAUGUUCUGUUUUUUCUUCUUUCCUCUUUUUCAGCUGUAAUAACAUUUUGUGAUGAACUUCACUCAGAUUGCAUGCUGUUAGUGUCCAGCUUUACAGUCACGCCCAACUCGUAUCCAUCUUUAAUGUGUACAGUCACAGACCUGUUAACAGUUUCUCCUUUACUACUAAUUAUCUCUCGGUAUUCAGUAUAGAUGGCUGUUUGCCCAUGGGAGUGAAACUUGCCUAACUCUCAUGUUCAUGCAGCAUUGCAGUUACUUCAUGGCAGAGGAGUUCCUGUGUCAUCUGCCACUUGUCAACUUGUAUUAUCACUUUCUGUAGCUUUUGAGCUAGUCUCACUUUUGCUCUUUCCAGCUGCUUUCACUUUUGACAAGCUGCACUUGGAAUACUGUGACUGGCCACUGCCCUGAUGCCUUCGUCUCUAAUGGGGUGGUACAAGGCAGAAGCCGUGCUUAUGUAGGCCUUGCACGUCGAGGCGCUGUAUUUUUGCACUUUUUUUUUUUUUUUUGUACACUUAAUAAAGAAUUUGCUUGGCUCUGACAA
Ictalurus punctatus (channel catfish) is the source of this 2684-nucleotide messenger RNA. It is a transcript of the gene cnp, whose product is annotated as 2',3'-cyclic nucleotide 3' phosphodiesterase. Gene Ontology annotation, cellular component: cytoplasm; membrane. Gene Ontology annotation, molecular function: 2',3'-cyclic-nucleotide 3'-phosphodiesterase activity. Bases 305 to 1606 code for a protein of 433 amino acids. Gene Ontology annotation, biological process: cyclic nucleotide catabolic process. The record is from RefSeq and is a predicted model, not a curated record. The transcript has 4 exons. NCBI's taxonomy places the organism in Eukaryota, Metazoa, Chordata, Actinopteri, Siluriformes, Ictaluridae.